Entrophospora sp. SA101 is the source of this 297-nucleotide messenger RNA. Lineage: Eukaryota; Fungi; Glomeromycota; Glomeromycetes; Entrophosporales; Entrophosporaceae. The record is from the annotation of a GenBank genome assembly.
AUGGUUAAAAUGUACAAGGGCGAAGUUCUUGGAAAAUUGUCAAUGAUGCAACAUUUUAUGUUUAGAUCUCUGAUACAUUUUGAAGAAAGUGCUUCUUCACAAAAUCAUGAACAUGAACAUGAGCGUGUUCAUGCUUUUGGUCAUAAAUACAUUAAACAAAAAUCAAUUCGUGACAAAGAUUUUGUCGAUGAAUAUUCAAAGGAUUAUAUAUCUCUGAUACAUUUUGAAGAAAGUGCUUCUUCACAAAAUCAUGAACAUGAACAUGAGCGUGUUCAUGCUUUUGGUCAAGAAUCCUGA